GUUUUUUGGCAACUCCCCUACCCUCUUAGCCUUGCAAACUUGUCACCCGAAAGACUACCUCAUGUUAGGUAAAUGAAUGAAUGAGUGAUAAGUCACAUUGCAUUUGGUAGAUUUUAACCAGUCAUUGGUAUUGACAUCAGUAUUAACUCGUUGUAGGUGAUAUUCCAUUAAGAAGCAGGUUCAAUAGUGGUUCAAGAGUAAGAACUUGUUGUACUUAGGUGAUAAAGACUUUGUAGGUGGCAAAGACUGAUAGCUCCUGAGAAAGACUAGGAGAAACAAAGACAAGAAUGUUGCCUGUAGCACCCGGGCUUUCGCCGGAGGAGGUGGCGUCGAGGCCAGGAGUGACUGCGUUCGCCAACAGCCUCCCGGACUAUGGUAAUCCAGCCAGUUUGUUUAUCUUACGGACGAAGCAGAUACUUCUACUACACUUACUUCAAGAACAGCGUUAGUACAGUUGUAGGUGAACACUUCCAAUUCACUUUUUGCAUCCUAAUUAGGUUUUGAGACAAUACCUCGUGCUAGGUAAAUGAAUGAAUGAAUGAAUGAAUGAAUGAAUGAAUGAAUGAAUGAAUGAAUGAAUCACUUCUGUGAAAUGCACUGAUGUUUUCUGAGCCCAGACUUCUGGAGCCCUGGCCGCUGCCUGUCGCAAGCCAGAAAUCUCUUAAUCUUAAUCUUCGGUAAUUUUGAAAGCAAGAAAUUAACACUUAUCAUGAUAGCGGCGUUGGUCCACUAGGACGAAGGAGCGACUAUUCUGCAAGUUGAAGUUUUUGUCUUAACAGCAAAGGCAAUAUCCCGAUUUCCUCCUCUAAUCCUUCCCACCACGCUUUUGGGUGAACCUGUGCCGCAUGACCCAGAUCUCAGUAUCCCGAACCUUCCUCUAGAGCCCGAAGCCGCAGAAAAACAACAAAGGGAAGUGAUUGAAAGGGUACUUGGAUAGUGAAGAAAAUUAUAGUUAUAAGGACGCCAAGAUUCUGUUCAGAGUACUAGAGAAGUAACGUCCUGUUGAACUACAUGCAACAAGAAUCGGUCCUUCACGCUCGUCAAAUUCAAAAUCCCAUAGGUCCUAGACAAGUUGACGAGGAAGUUUUUGCACAAGGUUUUUCCUCCGGGAGCAGAGGUGAAUAACCGCGAUUCUCUCUACAUGGGUCGUGCGGGGUGCGCGCUUCUCUGCCUGAAGAACAAGAGCUACUUCUUGGGUCAUGACUAUUUUUACGGCUGAACUGAUUCAUCGCAUUGUAAUUCUCGAGAAAUGCUGAAAGAUUCGUUCUCUAUCUGUCUACUAUUAGCUGCACUUUGGUAUAAGAUCAUGAAUCAGUAUAAGAGUAUGAGAGGAGACACACGAGCUUCGAUAGAAGACAUUUCCCAUGCUAUACUUGGUACAUUAGCAACAUCAUUGAUAAUUUCAGUAGUUGAAGGAAAUAGACACACUCCCAUGCUGUUGGUACAUUAGCAAUGACGUUACCUAAGCCGAAACGUCUCUAAUUGCUCAUGAGCGAGUUGGUCGACAAGCUGCAUUACCGGCAUUUGGACCAAGCCAUCAGCGAUUUUCUCACCCCAAGUAUCACGUGGGGUCAAGACCGCAAGGAAAGGAGCAGCUUAUGGACAGGUAUUCUAAGCUGUUGGGUAUCUGCAGGGUCCCAUCGCAGUUGUUCAACAACACUUUGUAUACCUGAUCGCGUUGUUCAUACCUUCCGCCACACUAUCAGCAACAGUCCCUCCUACCACCACCACCACCACCACCACCACUCCAAAAGGUUCGCCAUUCUAUCCAGGUUUGGAAAUAGGUCUGUCUAGAUGAAGUGUCAAAUUUGGAGGGUCAAGGAUACAACAUAAUCCUCCUCCUACCACGAGGAUAGGCUCCAUGGGGCUGCGUUUCGCGCGAUUAUAUCACAAGUGGGUCUUAGAAACGGAUACACCAGUAACUACGGGAACGGCCCAGGAUGAUGUGGAUUUGAAUCUGAUGGAGGAGAACGUGAAUUGGAUGGAGUAUCUGCCAGGAGAAGGAGAAGGAUUUUUGUGUGUUAUGGGGAAGGUACAAGUACUGCUAGCGUCUUGGCCUCUGGCCUUGCUCUCCAUCAGAACUAGUAGUCUCGACGGGUAGGUGCUACGGACAGCUGCGCUAUCAGGGACUGUGUACACGUGACAAGUUGGCUGAAACGACCUCAACACCAUUUGACAGGUUGGACCAUGAGGUAGCAUGACAUGACAUGACGCCCUCAAAUCUUAUCUCUACGGGUACCUCACAUUUAAAUCACAUCUCUACGGGAUGCGUUGUAGCCUCUUUACCAACAGGAAUUCAAGACGUAGCACGAGGUAUCAUAACAUAACAUAACUUGCCGGUAGUCUACUAAGGUGACUACUUGGGACGCGAGUGAAUGAAUGAGUUGUGGUAUGCGGUGUAUAAGUAGGUCUAAGAGUAUAUUCUUCUAACUUUGGCCGCGCGGGUUAUUUGCGAGCACUGCUUUGGCUGUUGAGCGCAUGCAGGUAUUACUUUUGAUUACUUUGUAUUUGGACAGAUUAUUGGCCAUUACUAUAAUUCUGUACUUAUAUACCUUUUACCUAUCCUUACUUUUUCUUCCUAGUUAGCUUGGCUUCACCCGUAUAUGGACAGACUAUUGUACCAAGAUUGUUUGGUUGCUUGGUAAGAUCAAGGUAUAUUUGUAUUUCGUCUUCCAAUCGAUCAAUCGAUCAAUCAAUCAGUCAGUCAGUCAGUUUCUCUCUCCACAACUCAGGUAUCCGAAGACAGAGGAGCGACUUUUGUCGAUGAUUCGCACUAACGCUUUGGCUAUGAUCGAAUCCUUGACCAAGUAUGCGCACGAAAACCAAUACGAGACGACCUGUAUCCCGUCUUCUACGGUGUUCGUUUCCCUACCACUUCGAUGCCAGCAGCUGACUGAGACGACGAACACUUUGUUGUUAUGAAGAUGAACCCGCACUUAAAGCAGUAAGAGGUGGUGAAAGCGGUCUUGACGAAAGUUCGUCAAUCCCAAAGAGAAGCGCCUAAAAAAGGUUAAAAAAUAGAAAAAGGGAAGUGCAACAAUCAAGUCCUGUGGGCGACCUCUUGCUAGGUAAAUGAAUGAAUGAAUACGAGCAAUAGCUGUUUUCAAAAGUUUUUACCUUCAAUAACAGCGAACCUCAAACAGAUCAGACUACUUUUUCCUUUCCUCUAAUCUCCAUCAAGCAAGGGGAUGUGGGCGGAAGCAUGGGUUUGAUGGGCAUUUUCUACGUUUUGCUGCUCAUAGUAAGGGAGUGGAAUAAACGCGAACUCGAAGUGCUAGAGUGGCAGGAGGAAAUUCUAGAUGCUUUGCGGUUUCUAGAAACCAAGGAGAAUAUCUGGAAUGGAUAUCCAGAAAAUUUGAUUAUGAAGCCGUGAGUUAUUAGGUGGAUCCAUUCCUAUCCCAUUCCCAGUAUCCUAGUGUGAAGGUCAAGAUAUGUAAGUGAGUAAAAAAAGGAGUCCUUCUUAUACUUACAGUAGGAGGUUGAUUUUCAUCUUCAGAAGCCUAUGCAGGAAGAGGUGGUAGUUACAGUGUGCAAGUGUAAUUGAUGUUGUCUAGGUCAUAGUCUUUUGUGUCCUUCUUCAUGACAGGAACGGCUCACGACACUUAUUUCUUUCUAUUUAGAAGUAUGAGCCGCAUAGAGCUUCCUCUUCUUCUAGCUUUUCAUAGCCUAUGCCUGUAGAUAGUCUGAGCACAGUUCCCAUGCAAAUCUAUCUCUCUUUCAUACUUUGCGACGAAUGGGGUGGCGGUCGAUUUACGGAAAAUACGUUCAACAACGGCGCAACUGCCGCAGUCUGGCUCUACAAUUUGGCGUACGAGGUCUACGGACGAGAUAGUUUUAAGGAGACAGCAGAACGAGCAGCCGAGCACGCAUGGCAGACUAUGGCUCACAGUGAAUAGACUAGCUUUAUAGGACACAAAGUUUGUUGUCGUCGUUCUCAUUUUUCAAGUCGUAACAGGUCCAUCUGGAGCUUCUCGUUGAGCAGUUUUGUACAACAGACGAGACAGGUCACCCUGUGGAAGGCGAGUCAACUCCUAUUCUAUCCUAAAGAGGCGAAUCAACUCCUAUUCUAUCCUAAAGAGGCGAAUCAACUCCUAUUCUAUCCUAAAGUCAAAGUUUCUUGUCGUCCUUCUUAUGUUUUCACUUCUAGAAUAGAAGCUCCCUCGUCGGAAGUUCAUCUUCGUGGUAACAAGUGAGUUUCCGACGUUGUUCAGUGAAUUGAGGAUGAGCAAUCCAACCGAUAUGUUAGGUAACGAUGAGGAGUUCCACCACCACUGUCAGAGAAAUUACGUAGACUCAGGGAAUUUUUUUUCAAAGAAAUUACGUAGACUCAGGGAAAUUUUGCAAGCAGGAUCACAACUGCUAAAAAUUUUGCUCUCUUCUAAUCGUAAAGCAUUGACCAUAGCAGAGAUUGGCGUGGAUGAGAUUCGUAAGAGCCCUGCCUUGAGUAUUGCUCUCGUGCAGUACGAUGCAGAUGGGCAAAAAGCAAAGAGGGCAAAGCUACAUGGAAGUAUAAUCAUCAUCCAGACGGUGUUUAAGUAGUGCAAGCAGUGUGAUGUAUAGGAAGCUCUCAUGAAGAUGAUCCUCAGAAUAUUGUACUUACUUGUGUAUGUGCAUCUACACUGUUGUACUAAUCCAAAUCCAUGCAAUUCAACACUACAGCUGGCCGACAUGAGGAGAGUUCGGAACAGUUCAGUAGUAAGAUGCGAAGUGGACACUCGACCUCAGUAAGCGGAAUGGGCGCAUACAAUAACUCUUCACCGAUUUUAUGGCAGAUAGUAUAGAACAAUUUUGUAGAAGUAGAAGCACGUAGAAGCAUCCAUAGGAGAAACCACAAUGUCUCUGUCUGAAGAGUUGCUAUAUUACUGUAGUUUUGAGUCACAGUAUAGCAUUAUAGAUACGGCAAUUUUUUGCAAAAAAGGACCUCUCUAAUUCGGCCACCCUUGCCUCCGCGCGUAACCUCCCGACACCGAACGCAGCGGGAGACGCAACAUGUUCAAAGUCCGAGUGGACGCACUACGCAUGCACCAAAAGAGCACUAAGAAGAGGAGGUCGAUAAGAGAAGUAGGUUGCUUUUCCCUCGUACGUCCUCUUCCUUCCUAGCUUUCAAUAAGAGAAGUCUUACGCUGGCUUAGUGGAAGAACACAAGUAGAGUUUUUGCGGCUGUCUUUAGCUAUUCCUCACAAGGAGUAGACGUAUUUCUUUUCUCUCUAAUCUGAAUACGAUGAUGACCCACAGAGUGAUGAGGAGGAGCGAAAGGAUUUUAGGAUUUACGGCAUCAAUGUCAAAGACAAGCGUGGCCGCACCAGUGGAAGGCAGGCGCAAGUGAAGUUAAGACAGGUUUUUGAGAUUUUCAGCGAGAACAUGUUGACAGGCGCCAUCAAGCGAGGUGUACGCCGAAGAGGGUAAUGGCUCAUUGAACAAGAUGAGAAUCAUCGAAAACUCAAAAUAACCGAGUAGCCAACUGAAAUAAAAGAGCACUCCUACGCUCCUUUUCUUUCAGUAUGAUCUCCCUUAUUCUAAGUACUAGUUGCUCGCUUAUUAUAGUAGUUAUCGAAUAGCCGUAUACUUUGAUCUUCUAAGAAAAGGUUUUCUGUUGCCGUUGAAGGGGGAGAGCAAGAAGAUUGUUUCGCCUUUUGGAAAGAGAGCGAAGUCCGAGGAAGAUGAGAUGCCAAUGAGUGUCUCUCAUCCGGAUAAGUACUUUUUACACAUUAUGGAUUACCUUAAUAGAGUACUAGUGAUCUCAAUCGAUCUUUACAUUUUUCCACUUAAAUUGCUUGGAACUCUUCUUCAGAAGAUGCACUUUGUUCACCCUUCUAACAACACCAAAAUCAACAGAUUCAUUGUAUUGCCUAAACCAACUACAAUAUGAUCCAAAUGGAAAUUUCCAACACAAAUCUCUCCAGGAUGGGUAUCCUCCACGACGAUUAUUUCAAGAGCACACGUAGCGUGUACAGUGACACGCGAUCGUGGUUGUCCCACGAACCUCUGGUAUUUUAAGGGUAGUUCAUCACUAUCCCAUGUGGACUGUACUGAGUGAAGUCCCCCCUGAGCUGAUCUGAAGGGGAAAAUAAAGGGGGAAAAGGGCAACUCACGCGACCAGGGAUAGCGAGAAACUUCCUCUAAGUAUUGUCGGCUAAGACGGGUAGGAGCGUUGCUACCCGACCAUUCCUGAUCAACCAUGGUAAGGGGCCUUUAGCCAGAAUCGAUAAUGUGCGGAAUGUCAUUAUGGAGGAUAGUAAUGAUAGGAGCAUUUUAUUUAGAUGGCUUUGAUAUUAACAGUUGUGUAUUUGAUGUGUUUAUUUUUGUCAGAGUUGUUUGAUUCGUUAUGAAUGUGUGUUAUGAAGAGCAGACGCAGAAAGUCACUAUAAACAUUUAAAGACGGAAAUCGUUGAGCGUUUUUUUUUUGUUUUAAUUAGAGCCUAUUUCUCUCUAAUCCUCGCACUUGGGACGGCGGGGUGUUACGGCUUGGCGAACAACAGUCCAUGUUCCAACCAGAGUUGACGAAGCGAGUGCUGGAUCACAGUCUCUUCUCCGGUGCAGCAGGAAACGGAUACGCAAUGUUGAAGAUGGUAUACAGUUACAGUCUUUCUAUGUACUAGACGAUUCUUGAUUCGAACAAAGCGCCCUUGUCACUACAAGAAGUGCUCGUUCCUUACGCCGUAAACUUAACGGAGGAUCACUAACCACCCGUAAACACCCCUAAGGAUUCCUAGCCAGCGGCUCACGACCCCUAUUAACCACCAGUAGUAACUGCUAAGCAUCCCUAGCCACUCGUGAACACCCCUCAUAAGUCCCUAAACACCUAAACACCUAAGAACCCCUAACCACUGCAGGCCAAAAGUUCGGACCCUGACGCCGAUAAGUGGUUGUUUCGUGCCAGACAGCUAGCCUAUGUCAUGUGCGAUCAGGCUGAGCGCGACAUCGACUCCUUGGGCGCCGUCGAUUUCCAACUGGGAGAAGGCUUCGCGGGUCUCAUGUCGUUCUUAAUCGACGUGCUGAACCCUCAUUCGGUGGAAGCGAAAUUUCCGCUGUUUGAGUAGAGAAGGAAAAAAAAAAAUCGGAAAUCCGGUAAACCGGUACCUCUCAGAAAUGCGGAUAGAAUAACAAGAAACUAAUACUAGACACCAUUCUUCAUGUGAAAAAUUUAGAGCACUAUCGUAACCUGGUCAACGCACUAUUGUAACCUGGUCAACUACAACAACUAUUGAAAUACAGAAAACUGAUAUGCUCCCAUGUGAAAAUACUAAUAGCCUGAGCCUGAACUUCUACAUCAAGGACAUUCAUCAUGUUGAACAAAUAUCAUACUCAAGGCUUCCUUGAGACUGUCAUGAGCACCUCCACGUUCGCAUGGCUAGUAUUCUGUCAGAGACUAUAUCAUAAAGCUUGGCCUAUCUAUCAAUCAUAAUAUGCUUCUCAUCGCUGGGUAUAUAUUUUUUUUCCUGGGAUUUUUCAUCUGAAUCGUAUUUUUGGUAAUCACAGUAUUUGGGUAGUGGGAAAAGGAUUCAAACAAGUCUAAACAAUCUACAACUAUGCCUUUCCGAAAACAUCUUCAUGUACUAUACGAUUUUCAUAUUGAGCAAUUGCUUCCAUCAUACUGAGCAAACAAAGGAACAAAGACAAACUGCACAGACGAGCACUUCAUCUAAUGAGACAGACGUGAAAAAAGAGGAAAAUUGGCACACCACGAUUGCACGACACUAUGCAUGAACAAAUGUACAAAAGUCAUUAAUACCGCAGCUACUUGUGAACAUGAUGAACAUGAGAACCAUUCUCGUGCGUUGAGGAGCAAGAAUGAGUCGAUUGUUUUGUAUAAUAAAUGCGACAAAAUGAGACCUACAGGGCUGCUCAACAUUUUGAAAACACGAAGAUUUGCUCAACAGUCUUUGACGAACAUACGUCAAUGAAGCAAAAUAAAGAUGAGUUCUUGGCUUCUAAUCGCAUGGUGCGCGCAUCGUCGUGUUCCAUGGCUAAGCCCGGCCUUU
Amoebophrya sp. A25 is the source of this 7982-nucleotide messenger RNA. NCBI's taxonomy places the organism in Eukaryota, Dinophyceae, Syndiniales, Amoebophryaceae. The record is from the annotation of a GenBank genome assembly.